CUUAUCCCGCUAAGGAAAGCUUUGCACCGGCAGUGAGUCAGAGGGGGCCCUCGUUGGGGAAGGAGUGAGCGGAGAGGGCUUUGGAUUUUCGGCCUGGGGUUUUGGGGGAGUUUUUUUUUAAAGAGAACCUCUUUAAAAAAAUAUUUUUGCAAGCAUUUUUUUUAAAAUCCUGUCUUGCAGUUUGGUGAAUGAAGCUACGAAGAGGAGGGAGGACGCUUCCCCCCUUCUCCGACCUGCUGCCUUUUUGUGUGGUGUGUGUCUGUGUGUUUUGUAAGGAGGCUGAGAAAGGAGGAGGAGGAAACGGCGGCGAUGUUGGAAGCGUAGCCCUCGGCUUUUGUUCGGAACUUCAGUGACUCCAGCAGGGGAUUGCCAGGAUGGCCAUGGGCAUGCAGGAACAAUAUGAACCUGUGGCUGAAAUCGGUAUUGGAGCUUAUGGUACUGUCUUCAAGGCCCGGGACUUGCAGAGUGGCAAAUUUGUGGCUCUCAAGAAUGUACGAGUGCAGAACAGUGAGAAUGGACUCCCUCUGUCAACGGUCCGAGAGGUGGCCCUGCUGAAACGUUUGGAGCACCUUGACCACCCCAACAUCGUGCGGCUAAUGGAUGUUUGCACCACUACACGGACUGAACGAGAAACCAAAGUGACUCUGGUUUUUGAGCAUGUAGAUCAGGACCUGAAAGCCUAUUUGGAAAAAACACCACCUCCUGGUUUACCCUCAGAAGUAAUAAAGGACAUGAUGCGUCAAUUCUUGAGUGGCUUGGAUUUCUUACAUUCAAAUUGCAUUGUCCAUCGUGACCUUAAACCAGAGAAUAUCCUGGUGACCAGCGCUGGUCAAAUCAAGCUGGCUGACUUUGGACUGGCCCGUAUCUACAGCUGCCAGAUGGCCCUGACACCACUGGUGGUCACCCUCUGGUACCGUGCUCCAGAAGUGCUGCUUCAGUCAACCUAUGCUACUCCUGUGGACUUAUGGAGUGUGGGAUGUAUCUUUGCAGAGAUGUUCCGAAGGAAACCUCUCUUCUGUGGCAAAUCAGAAGCUGACCAACUGGGCAAGAUCUUUGACCUGAUUGGUCUCCCUUCAGAGGAAGAUUGGCCAUUGGAUGUGUCUCUGCCACGCUGUGCCUUUGCUGCUCGCUCACCACAGCCGGUGGAGAACUUUGUGCCAGAAAUCGAGGUCCUGGGGGCUCAGCUGCUUUUGGAAAUGCUGACAUUCAAUCCACUGAAGCGUAUAUCUGCCUUCCAAGCCUUGUAUCAUCAAUACUUUCAGGACAAGAACGCAGGUGAAGGGUAGCAUCCCCAGCGAAUCCCUGAGCCUGGGGGAAGAGACUAUACAAAAGACUUUGUGAAUAUGCGUAUAACGUGAACCCCACCAAGUGGAUACACUCAGACUAGUCCCCAAGCUGUCCUGGCUGUGCUAGGAUGGAAGGGGGUGGGAAGGACAAAGCUUUUGACAACAUGCAUGAAAACAGAGAGGGUCAUGUUGCAGGAAAUGCACCGUUGAAAUCCUCUCCCACCCUGAAAAUGUUAGGACUUUAAGAGUGGCCUCUCUCCGUCACUGUGCAUGCACAUUCUGUAUUCCUGGGUUGAUCUCCAGUGGCGUUCUUGGAGGUCUGUUUGUUUUUGGGACUCCCUGGUUUGAGGCAUCUCGGUCACCUAUGGGUUCUUUGCCAAAGGUCUCUUUUGGAUAGCCCCUUUUUCCUCUAGUAAAAUUUUUAUAACAGUUUACACAUAAUAAUAUUGCUGCCUUAUCACAUUCCUGUGGCUAACAGUUUGACACUAAAGCCUUGCCUUAGCACGUUGCAGAGCUCCACAAAAAUGGGAGCAGAAGAUUAUUUUUGUAUAAGUCUUCACAAUUCUUUUUUUUUAAUUGCCAAGACACUGGUCGGGAGAGACCUAAGCGGUUGCCUAUCUCGGCAUGGGGAACACGUUCAGAUGAGAGGCGUUUUCCCAUCUGUUCAAUUCCAAAUAUUAAUGUGAAACGUUUUUUAAAAGGCUUUUAAAAAUGAUAACAUUUCAAUAAAGGAUAUGGGUGAGGUCCAGGCAAGUAUAGUUUGGUCUUUCCCUUCUCUUGCCA
Messenger RNA from Thamnophis sirtalis, 2069 nucleotides. It is a transcript of the gene CDK4, whose product is annotated as cyclin dependent kinase 4. NCBI's taxonomy places the organism in Eukaryota, Metazoa, Chordata, Lepidosauria, Squamata, Natricidae. The record is from RefSeq and is a predicted model, not a curated record. Gene Ontology annotation, biological process: G1/S transition of mitotic cell cycle; regulation of G2/M transition of mitotic cell cycle; protein phosphorylation. Gene Ontology annotation, cellular component: nucleus; cytoplasm; cyclin-dependent protein kinase holoenzyme complex. Gene Ontology annotation, molecular function: ATP binding; cyclin-dependent protein serine/threonine kinase activity; cyclin binding.